GUUCAAACACCGAGUGCGUCUCUGCUGCGGUGCGUUGCGCGCAGGCUGGAGAGAGAUGACAAGAGCCCCGCGGAACUGGCCAGACAAACAUGGAUCUCCGUAAAACGCUGAUUUCGGUGCUUUGGAUAUUAUUGCUCAACCUAGAAGAAGACUGUCACGCCGAGGAAGUGGUGCUGCUGAAUUCUAAAGAGACUCAGGCAGAGCUGGGCUGGACGUCCUAUCCCCCCAACGGAUGGGAGGAGAUCAGCGGUGUCGAUGAGAAGUACAAGCCUAUCCGGACGUACCAGGUCUGCAACGUGAUGGAGCCCACACAGCAGAACAACUGGCUGCAGACUGGCUGGGUGGCGCGCCGAGGUGGCCAGCGUAUUUUCGUGGAGCUCCAGUUCACACUGCGUGACUGCAACAGCAUCCCUGGUGUGGCGGGCACGUGCAAGGAGACAUUCAACCUCCUCUACGUCGAGUCAGACAGGGACCUCGGGGGUGUGACCCGAGAAGACCGCUACACCAAGAUCGACACCAUCGCUGCAGAUGAGAGCUUCACGCAGGGCGACUUGGGCGAGAGGAAGAUGAAGCUGAAUACAGAGGUGCGCGAGAUCGGCCACCUCAACCGCAAGGGCUUCCACUUGGCUUUCCAGGACGUCGGCGCCUGCGUGGCCCUGGUCGCUGUGCGAGUGUACUAUAAACGCUGCCUAGCAACCGUCCAGAACCUGGCAGUGUUCCCUGACACGGUGGCUGAAGCAGCCUUUGCCACGCUGGUAGAGGUGCGAGGCACCUGCGUCAACAACUCUGAGGUUGAUGCUGACAGCCCUCCCAGGAUGCAUUGCAGCGCAGAGGGGGAAUGGCUGGUGCCCAUUGGGAAGUGCAGCUGCAGCGCCGGCUACGAAGAGGGACACAGCAGCUGUGAAGCGUGUCCUCGUGGCUCCUACAAGAUGUCCUCCAGGCAGCAGGAGUGUUUUCCCUGCCCGGCCAACAGUGUUGCAGAGGAGGAGGGAUCAGUGGUGUGUGUGUGUGAGGAGGACCACUUCAGAACCCCCCUGGACACACCCUCAGCACCAUGCACAAGGCCCCCCUCCCCGCCUCGAGACUUGGUUUACACCCUGAAGCAGUCCACGCUGAUCUUAGAGUGGACCGCACCGUCUGACACAGGAGGCAGGGUCGAUCUGACCUACAGCGUUGGGUGCCGGAGGUGCGUCCUGAGGCAGUGCGAGCCUUGUGGGGCCAGCGUUGGCUUCGUGCCUCAGCAGGUCGGCCUGACGGAGAGAACGGUGACCGUAGUCAACCUCCUCCCCAACACCAACUACACGUUUACCGUCGAAGCCUUGAACGGAGUGUCGGAGCUGCUUCCUAACAAGAGGUUCUACACACAGGUCAACGUCUCCACAAGCCUGCCCGCACCCUCUCUGAUCAGUGAGCUACGAGCGGAGAAGAUCGAGCAGAAGAGCAUAACCCUGGUGUGGAGGGAGCCUUCCUACCCAAACAGCAGCCGCACCGAGUAUGAGGUUAAAUACUAUGAGAAGGAACAAAAGGAUCAGAGUUAUUCUACUGUGAAGACAGCCGCCACACGGAUCAGUGUCAACAACCUCAAACCCGGCACCACAUAUGUCUUCCUCAUCCGCCCUUUCUCCACGCCGGCGCCCUCUUCAUCCCUGUCCUCCUCCCCUCUGUCGUCCUCCUCUGCCUCCUCAUCCUCGUCCACUUCCUCCUCCUCUUCUUCCUCAUCCCCCUCCUCAUCGUCCUCCUCCUCCUCCUCGCCGCCGCCCAUUGACUACGGAGCCUACAGCACUCCCCUGGAGCUGCAGACACUUGGCGAGUUGGCACUGGCAUCCAGCGAACAGAGUCCAGUGGUGAUCAUCGUCGUCGUGUCUGUGGCCGCCCUCAUCAUGCUGCUCUCCAUGGGAGUUGGACUGCUCAUCUGGAGGAGACAAUGCGGCUACAGCAAAGCUUCACAGGAGGGAGAUGAGGAACUUUACUUUCAGUUUAAGAUCCCAACACGGAGGACCUACAUUGACCCAGAGACCUGUGAGGACCUGCUGCAGGCCGUGCAUGCCUUUGCCAAGGAGCUGGACAACUCGAGCAUCAAGAUAGAGAGAAUUGUGCACACAGGCGACUUUGGGGAGGUGUGUCGUGGCUGCCUGAAGCUCCCCAGUAAGAGAGAGCUGCCGGUGGCCAUAAAGACGUUACGAGCCGGCUGCUCUGACAAACAGCGUCGCUCCUUUCUCAGUGAGGCAGGCAUCCUGGGGCAGUUUGACCACGCCAACAUCAUCCGGCUGGAGGGCGUCAUCACCACGGGUAACACCAUGAUGAUCAUAGUGGAGAGCAUGUCGAACGGAGCCUUGGAUUCCUUCCUCAGGAAACAUGAAGGCCAGUUGAGUGUAAUGCAGCUGAUGGAUAUGCUGACCGGUGUGGCAUCAGGGAUGAAGUAUCUCACCGAAAUGGGCUUCAUCCACAAACGCCUGGCUGCACACAAGGUGCUGGUAAACUCCAACCUGGGCUGUAAGGUAUCUGGCUUCAGACCUCUUCAGGAGGACAAGAUAGAGGCCAUUUACACCACACUGCACGGAGGGAAGAGCGUGGUGCUGUGGACCGCUCCGGAGGCCAUCCAGUACCACCGCUUCUCCUCAGCCUCAGAUGUCUGGAGCUUCGGUAUUGUCAUGUGGGAGGUUAUGUCCUAUGGAGAGAGACCCUACUGGGAUAUGGGCAACCAGGAUGUGAUAAAGGCCAUCGAGGACGGUUUCAGGCUGCCGGCUCCAGUUAACUGCCCUCCGCAUCUCCAUCAGCUGAUGCUGGACUGUUGGCAGAAGGAGAGGACGGAGAGGCCCAGCUUCAGCCAGAUCCACUCAGCCCUCAGCAAAAGCAUCCGCUCCCCUGAUGGCAUUGGUUCCUCCACAUUGGCGCGCAGAACCCUGAGUUCAUCCAUUACGCUCGCAGAGAGGCCUCUGCCCUCCUUCCCAUCCUUUAACUCAGUGGGAGAGUGGCUGGACGCAGUGGACAUGGGACGAUACAAGGACAACUUCACCGCUGCAGGAUACUGCUACUUGGAGUCUGUGGCACGAAUGACUGUGCAAGAUGUACUGAGCCUUGGCAUUACUUCUCUUGAUCACCAGAAGCUGAUUCUUGCUGCCAUCCAGACCCUUAGAGCCCAGGUCAUCCAAAUGCACGGCCGUGGUGUGCAGGUUUAACAAACAGUUAACACACCUACUCUCACACUGCUGCUGCAGACCCACACGUGUGCAGGUGGGUGAUGGGGUGGAGAAGAGGAGAGAGAGAGCUCUUCUAAACUUAAGGAAAGAAGAGUAGAUCUUUCAGCUAACUGCACUCUAUCUACUCCACGUCCCACACUUUUCUCAUGCCUUCCUUGAUUCCUUCCUUCCUUUUUUCUACAAAUGCCCUCAGACACGAGCAGCGUUCUUGUCGCAAUGGGGGCAUAGCAGAAGAGUGAUGUCACCUGACUUGUUUUCGUGACCUCCAUCUGCACUUCAAUAACUGUUUCAGCUCCAUCUCAGUGGUUCUGGAUCAGUGUGUAAAGACAAAUGAAAUAUUGUCUCUAGCAGGACAGGGCUCUGUCUGAAGCUAACCUCUGAGCCGCUGCCGUAAACACAACGGUUAUGGACAAGUGCUCAAAGAAACAUUUACAUUUUGGGGAAAAUUUCCCCUUACCACAACAGUGUUUCACUUCAAAAACAAUAUGUCGUCAAAGCCAGGAACUAUUUUACUGGCCAUGGAUCAAAUUACUCUCCCAUCAGAACUUGCACAGCUGAUUUACUACAAAGAUACAGAGUCAUAUCAUUGUACGUCGGAGCUGAUCUCAUAUCAGAUGACAACAAAACAAUUCUGAAGAUUAAACAUGGCAGCAGUAGCUUAAGAAGACUGUGCUGUCCCAUGUCAAGCGUCCAGGAAAAGUGAGGUUAGAGGAGUUGGACAAGGCCUCAACAAAGGCUAAACCAACAGGGCUAGCAUACAGUAUAGUCUUAUAUACAGUAUAUAAAGUGUGCUGACAGGAUGAACGCAGCUGAUGGCAUACUAUACUUUCAGGAACAUGAACCUGAUUCUUUUUUUCUCUGGAGCUACUGAUGGUUAAACAAAAGGUGCAGGAUACAAUUGUAAAGGGUGCAACGUGUGUUUGAUUGUUCAUUAAUUUGGUGGUUGUCGUCUGUUUUGCUACUUUCAAUUGGUUCUUUUUUCCCCUCUUUUCUCUCCGUCUGUUUUUGCAUUUAAAACAUCUAAUUUUCCCUUUCGUCUGCAGGAUUUUGUCUUGGUAUCAUAAUCCUCCUCUCCAAAGCCUCUCUCACUACCGUGUUUAAUUCUCUGUAC
This is a messenger RNA of Plectropomus leopardus (leopard coralgrouper), 4311 nucleotides long. It is a transcript of the gene epha10, whose product is annotated as EPH receptor A10. The record is from RefSeq and is a predicted model, not a curated record. Gene Ontology annotation, molecular function: ATP binding; transmembrane-ephrin receptor activity; protein binding. Gene Ontology annotation, cellular component: dendrite; plasma membrane. Gene Ontology annotation, biological process: ephrin receptor signaling pathway; protein phosphorylation; axon guidance. NCBI's taxonomy places the organism in Eukaryota, Metazoa, Chordata, Actinopteri, Perciformes, Serranidae.